Puntigrus tetrazona (Sumatra barb) is the source of this 6344-nucleotide messenger RNA. RefSeq names its product probable G-protein coupled receptor 21. The coding region runs from base 1304 to 2332 and encodes 342 amino acids. The transcript has a single exon. Gene Ontology annotation, biological process: G protein-coupled receptor signaling pathway. The record is from RefSeq and is a predicted model, not a curated record. Gene Ontology annotation, molecular function: G protein-coupled receptor activity. Gene Ontology annotation, cellular component: membrane. NCBI's taxonomy places the organism in Eukaryota, Metazoa, Chordata, Actinopteri, Cypriniformes, Cyprinidae.
CAUGGGGGUGAAUGAUUAAUGACAGACUUUUCAUUUUGUGGUGAACUUUCCACAAUACUGCAUAAAGCUGUGGUAAUUUUAAUUAUGAUGCCACGAAAAGCUAAUCUAAUAAGAAAUGUAUGUACUUGGUUUAUUUCUGGCACACUGGAAAAGCUAAACUCUGGCUUCCUGCUGUUCUUUUGCAUGUGUCCGUGUAUGAGGGGCAAAGAGACCGAGUGCGGGGAGGGAUGUUGCAUUGGAAUUGCGAAGGGAAUAGAAUGAAAAGGAAGGAUAACGCACACAAGUUUUUUAUUAGAAUGAUAGUGUUCAGGGAGUCUGUUAAAAUCUGAAGGCAAUACCUUUUUCAUAUUUUUGAGAGAAGAAAUAAGCGGGGUGAAGGAGGGUAUGGAUAGACAAGAGAAGGGGAUGCCUCUUCUCUGCUUGUGCUCCGACAUCUGCUCACUGGCUAGAGCCAAGGGUGGGAGGAGUUUGAGCGCUGCUGCAGCGGAGUGAGGGAGGGAGAGAGGGAAGGAAGGAGCGAGGAUGCAUCAGUGCCACAGAGGAGAGAGAGAGAGAGAGACUGCUUUCUGCAUCACACCACUCUGUCCUUCAUUUACAUUCCAGACGCUGGCUUCUCUCUGGAGAGCCCCUUCUCCGUUUGAAAUGCCAAUCACCACUUGCUGUUCCUUCAUCCUCGAUCACACACACUUCCUCCACGCUGAUGUGAGGGAACUGGGUGCCCGGCACACGCUGAAGAGAUUCCCCAGUCUCCGCUUGACUGACGACUGAAGUUGCUGCAAAGGCAUCGGACUCUGGAUUACAUCCUUUUUUGGGGUUUUAAAGGAAUAAACGAAUUGACUACGCUAUUGUGAGGAAUCUCCCGCGCAGAUCCUCCGGACUAAUAAGUGUGUGAGAGCAACUGGGACUUUUAUGAACAGUGUGGCAAGGACUUUGCUUCCUUUGCUUUUUUCCUGUGCCGGCAGCUGCCUGCCCCGUUCAGACGCAGCUGCGCUUCUCCCCGGAAAGCUGGGGGACUGAUAAAAGAGGGGAGUGUUUAUGUCCGCUACUGCUGGGUCUUGAGCCGGAAUUUAAGCUACCCUUCACAGCCGCUUGUAGUAAGUGACUCUCCUCAGGAUACUGUCGCUGCAUGUGUGUGCUUUGGUGAAAGGAUUGCUGUGGAUUCGUGGCUCAUGUUGCUGCUGAUAUGGAAGGCACCUGGCACGGACACCUCCCCCAUGUCAGCCGUACUGUGGGCAGCCUUUGCUGAGCUAGGCCCCCGAGGAACUAGCACCCUAAUUGUGCGCCCAAGCGCACCCUGAACAAGAUGAACGCAACUGAGUUGAACCAUAGCACAGAAACCUUCUGCCUGCUGAACAUUGGCUACUCUCAGAUCUUCAACACCUGUCUGCUGGAAGUAGCCGUUAUUCUCUUCUUGACAGUGCUUAUCAUCUCCGGGAACCUGGUGGUUAUCUUUGUUUUCCACUGUGCCCCGCUACUCAGCCACCAUACCACUAGCUCCUUUAUACAGACUAUGGCGUAUGCAGACUUUCUGGUUGGGGUCAGCUGUCUUAUCCCCUCUCUGUCCCUCCUGCACCACCUGGAGGGUGUGAACGAGAAACUUACCUGCAUGGUCUUCAGCUACAUGGUCUGUGUGUUGAAGAGCGUCUCCAUGGCCUCACUGGCGUGCGUCAGUAUUGACCGUUAUGUUGCCAUCACCCGGCCUCUUUCCUACACUGCUCUGGUCACACCCUGCCGUCUUCGUACUUGCAUUGCUCUUAUUUGGCUGUACUCUGCACUCAUCUUUUUGCCGUCUUUCUUUGGUUGGGGCAAGCCGGGAUACCACGGAGAUGUAUUUAAAUGGUGCUCUUCCUGGGACACCCAGCCCCUUUUUACCGCGUUUAUUGUCGCAGCCCUCUACGCACCAGCUGCUUUCACCGUUUGUUUCACCUACGCCCAUAUCUUUCGGAUCUGUCGGCAGCACACUCGGCAGAUCAGCGAGCGGAGGGCUCGAUUCGGCCCACAGGAUCCCGAGCCGGGUGAGCAAGCCUGCACGGACAAGCGCUAUGCCACCGUGCUCUUCCGAAUCACCAGUGUGUUCUACCUGCUUUGGCUACCCUACAUCAUUUACUUCUUACUAGAGAGCGCAGGGAUAUACCACCACGCCAUUGCCUCAUUUCUAACCACAUGGCUGGCAAUAAGCAAUAGUUUUUGCAACUGUCUCAUCUACAGCCUGUCGAACAGCGCCUUCCGCAAAGGUCUCAAGCGCAUUUGCCUGCUAUGCCUGCAACGUAGCGACACCAAGAAGCCCCUAGGAGACCCACAAGCACCUCCACGGCCUGCUUGCCAUGUGUGACGUUAUCUUUUGGCAAGAUAGUGAGCUUAAUUUUGAUGGCAAGGGUCAUAUCAAGUUGAAAGCAAAUACUGAAGAUUUGUCUCGACAUCUGUGCACUGUCCCAGUUCAAGCCAGGUGGGGCAAGUUGACAAAGGUCAUGUGGAUAGUUGCAGAAUUACCUGGCAGCAAGAAAUGGAUCCUUGACCUUGGUCAUUAAAGAUGAAGUGGACAGCUAUGCGAGAGUGGGCUAUUCUCAUCGGUAUUUGCAGAUAUACCAUUCUUCGCAGUUUUUGCUGCAAGGAUAAAUGAAGCAACAUAGAAAAGGAGGAAAAUCUUUCUUGUGAUUGUGAAGUCUUUAGAUUGCAUUAAACAUUCUCUGUAUGCAAAAAGCAUAGUUUUUAUUAGUGAUAUUAACUGAGUUAUCGAAGGCAAACAUUCGUCUUUCAGUGACUUUGUGACACAUUUUGCUGGCCUUUGUGGGCUGUUGACUUUUAGUUUUGAUCAUGUGGCCAGAACAGCGAGAACAAGUAGUCUCUGUUUCUCCUGUUAACUGUCUCACAUGUAUUCAUAUGUAAGAGAAAAAAAAAGUUAAGAUCCCAGUUAUACUGAUCUAAAACUUUAAAUAAUACAGAUGUUAAAUGACUUCUGGACAAAGACUAUAAAGCAUUUCCAAGGGCUUACCUGGUUUUGGACUCAUGAUCUUAUUUAUGUUUUUACUAGUAAAAUCUGAGUCUUGCCUCUGAAUUUCUGAGAUAAUCUGAUCACUACCCUGCUCUCAGUUGAAGAAUGUGUUUGCUAGUGUUUUUUUGUCUUUGGAUCCAUGACAAGUCUUGACCUUCAGCAAUCGCAAUUGGAUUUUUUAAAAAGCUGUUUUCCCAAAGAGCAGAAGUCGACCCCAGCCCCCAAGCAAUGCCAUGAUUACACGGACUUCCCAUUUUCUGCUUAUUUAAAGCCAUGAAGGGAUUACAUAACCACGCCUCCAGUCAAAGGACACCAUCCUUAAAAAAAACACAGUAAUAAACUGCAAACAGACGACUUAUUCUGCCUGACUCUUUUCUAAACCUUGAUCACACUGGAGACGAACUGCUUAGUUGGAAUCCACCGUCCAGCAAGUCAUUUUGAGAAAAAACCCCCAAAACAAUCUAUUUGACUGCUUGGAGUAUUGCUGGAGUAUCUGCUGGACAGAAUGACUCUUGGACUUGCCCUCUGCCCUGAAGUGUCAGUCGUGUGCAGUUCUCUUGCCAUGUUUGGUUCGCUUCCACUGGUUACAAUGUGUUUUAAUGCUAGGGAUGAAUGAUUAAGGGGUAUGGGUCACAUCUGUUCAAAUGCAUUUUCUAAGCGCACAAUCACACUUAAAAUAUUGUAUAAUGCAGUUAAGCACAACAGAAACACGUGAUCUUAAGAGAUGUUAUUUGCUCAAUUCCGUCACAGGAUCCUUUAGAUGAACAAGACUUUAGUGGUAAAGGUUGCUGAUGUGGGCAAAAACCAAUAAGAUUGCUAUAAUCAAAUUAGGACACUUAAUGGAUAAAAUGGACAUAAGAAGAAAAGCUGCUGUAACUGAUAUAUCGGGAUGCAGAGGUCCAAGUUUUAAGGCAGAUGUUAAUGAAGAGUCCUGCAUGUGCUCACACACAAAAAAAGAACAACAAUGAACCGCAUCUUACUGCGCUGUACUACUUAUCUUUAUGACAUAGAUACAUGUACAUAAUUCAUAUGUGGAGGUGCCAAGAAAAUUGAGGGCAUUGAAAAUCAUGCCCUGUGUCUUUUUCAUGCUGUGAUCAUAAAUUCUCUCAUUUGGAUGGUACUGUUAAACAUGAUUUCUUAUGCAGAUAGCUUUGUCUUCAUAGCUGACCAAAGUAUCAAUAUUUAUUGGUGUUCUCUGAUGGAGUAUUUUUUUUAUAUAUAUAUAUAUAUAUAUAUAUAUAUAUAUAUAUAUAUAUAUAUAUAUAUAUAUAUAUGUAUAUGUGUGUGUGUGUGUGUAUGUAUAUGUAUGAGGAACCACGAAAUGUAUUAAUUGUUGUUGAAUGGACUGAUUGUUUGUAGUAAGAUGUUAUUAUAAAAACAGUCUGCAUUCCUCUUUGUAUUUAAUCUAAUAGUAUUUAUGACCUUAAAUUGUUUUAAGAGAAUGUUUUCCGUUGGAGAGGGUUAUGUAUUGUGGCAUAUUCCCAAAUACUUUUUUGUAUGACACUAUGGAAAAAUGCUCUCCUUUUAUCACCAAAACCAGUUUUACGACUGUCAGAAAUUGAUCUUGUUUAUACGCUGCUUCACUUCAAUUAAUGACCGAAGACGUGCUUUCAUAAUUGUAAUACUGUGACGUGAAGAAGUGUCUUAUGACUAUGUGUCUAAGUGUUUGGUCAAGAUUUUGAUAGGAGACGCAUAAAGUCUGAACUGCCGUGUCGUGGCAGGGCGCUGUGCAAUACUUCCACUCGCUAGACAGAGAUGGAGAGCGAUAGAAAACAUAUCACACACAAUAGAAAAAGGGCUUUUAUUUUUUCCAAGUGUCCCAGCUUGUUUGUUCAAAUGUAGAUCUUGAUCUUGCUGCCUCUGGCAAAGUGCUGUUUUUGAACCAGAACUGAAAGAAUUUGUUAGCCGUUUACCCAUCCGUUGUUUUAUUGAUCGCACAUGACCAUGAGUGCGUGGACACGUGCAUGGAUAUGUAUGCGUGUUAAACAGAACAAAGGCGCGUUUCUAGUCAAUGAGCUUGUUUUUAGCAUUCGUCUUGAUUGCUUUUUGGACUUUUUAAUGUCCCUGGAGCUCUGGACUCACCCAAGACUGCUUCCUCCCUCCCGUCCUAAGAAACCUUCCCCGUAUUCAUUUAAAGGAAUCAGAUUAAAUUAAACGGCCAGGAUUUGAUGGUCAUGCUUGAAAAACUGCCUCGGUUGUGUGUUACCCAUUCGGAUCGGUUGAAUUUCGUGAAACCAUCCAUUUUUUUCCCUCCGAUUCUGAUGUCUUUUUCCAUUGGUCGCCAGUUAAUUAUUUUUAUAAAGUUGGGUUUUCUGCUUUAACUGCUGUGAAAAUCCAAAUCUUGAAGCAUGCGUAUCUGUGUUUUUAGAUGCUGUAGAUAUUGGUUAUUUCCGCUGUCUGAAGGAUAUUGUAAGUAGGUUUGGUUUUAAGUAAUACUAAUGGAAUUGUAUGUUUUGGAAUGAGAGCGAGGCUCUAAUGUUGCCUGAACGGGUGUUAACAUUGCAUGUUUAGCUUUAUAGAUGAUGGUACUUCUGUCAUGGGUAAAAAGCUGGAGGAAGCAUUUCAACCUUUGGGACAUUUUGAUGCCAGAGAGCUUUUGUUUGUUUUUGUUCUCCUUAUGAUGCCAAAGCAUUCUUUUUUUUUUCUUUUUUUUUCUUUCCUGUGGGAAAACCGCUCUGUUCUUGAAAUCAAAGUCAAGGGCUAGCGCUCUCAAGGGAGAAAAUCUCCCAAGAUGACUUGCUCUCCGCUGUGCCAUAUUAGGACGAAGGACCCAGUCGGCCCCUGCCAUCGCAGAAAAUGGAGGGCUGAGCUGGAACAGUGUGUUUUCUCAGUGCACACCCCUCCGUGCACAAAACACACACACACACACACACACACACACACACACAGUCCACUCCGUAACUUUGUGUUGAUUGUGCUAGGCAUCUUUAUUGAGCUUAAUCAUGUAUGUUUUAAAAGUCUGCUAAAUUGCUGAGCCGGGCUCCUUAACGAAUUGCUCAUGAUCUUGCCCUCCUGCAAGCGGGUCCGGUUUUUAUUUGAUUAACUGGAGAGAAUUGUUUUUCGACUUUCACUUUAAUGCAUUCCACAUUGUAUUUCAGUUGGUAUCGCAAGAGAAUAUGAAAGCACUGCAAAGUCUUUGGGAUUUACAAUGAUUUGGACUGAAGUUGCUUGGCUUCUCCGUAUUUUCUUCAGCAUAUCAACAAGUUGUCUGGUGUGUAGGGCUGUAGCUGAGGUACUGAUGUGGUGUACCGCAAAUUUUGUAACGAUGUCAUGUUUUAGAAAAUAAUUGUCAAUAAUAUAUUUAUAUUCUGCUAUAUCUGCACUGAGGAAAUAAAUGUGAUCUUAUAUCAUG